This is a messenger RNA of Olea europaea var. sylvestris, 1967 nucleotides long. Its product is annotated as B3 domain-containing protein Os01g0234100-like. Bases 295 to 1809 code for a protein of 504 amino acids. The transcript has 7 exons. NCBI's taxonomy places the organism in Eukaryota, Viridiplantae, Streptophyta, Magnoliopsida, Lamiales, Oleaceae. Gene Ontology annotation, molecular function: DNA binding. The record is from RefSeq and is a predicted model, not a curated record.
GCCAGAAAGAGACAUGUUUCUUAAGGCACUACUGAUUUUUGGUAGAACAGUCCACGAAUGAUUCGAACAUGUCACCACACUUUCCCAUCUGCAAACGUUAACCCAAAACUAAAACGCCCACAUGUUCUGUUGUUUGCACUUUCACCCAGCCGCGCCCGUAGGGGUCUCUAAUUUUCCUAUGAACAGUCUUCAGAUAUUCCAAUACCCUUGGACUUUCUUUUCUUCCAUUUUCUCCCUGAACCAGUUCUUUGCCCCCUUUUACUCGUUUAUUUGUCUGGGUUUUUUCUAGAAGAGAUGAGACUGAAAAUAGUGCAUCAAAAUCAAGAAAAUCGCGUAGGUGAUGAUCGAGAGAUGAAAAAGGAGGAAGAGGUGGAGCAUACCCAUGUGGGUAUUACGCCAGGGGAGGAGUCCAUGAAGGAGACUUCUUCCCCUCUGAACCCUUCCCCCAUUUCUACAUUUGACCCUGUUCUUGUUUAUGGUAAAAGGAAGAGGAAACCAAAGGAGAUAAUAGAUGAGAUUUCGCCUAUUCUCAGGCGGAGGAAGAAACCAUCUACUUCCAAAUCUAAAGAUGCAAAACGAGAUAGUGCAGGAACAUUGAUGUGCAAUGGAGAUGCCACAAAUGAUGGGUCAAGCAGUGCGGUGACUCCAGUCCAAGUGAAAUCGCCGACUAUGAUUCGAGCAGAGGAGGUCCAAUCGAGUCUAGGCAAUGAACACCCUGGCUUUUUGAAGACACUAGUUAGAUCACACGUCGCAAGUUGUUUUUGGAUGGGCCUUCCCGUUCCAUUCUGCAAGUUAUUUUUACCAAACAAGGACACCACAGUUACUAUUGAAGAUGAAAAUGGUGAAGAAUUUGGAGUUAAGUACAUUGCAAACAAGACAGGACUAAGUGCAGGAUGGAGGAAGUUUGUUUCUGGAAAUAAAUUGCUUGAAGGAGAUGUUCUGAUCUUUCAACUAGUCGGACCAUGCAGAUUUAAGGUAUAUGUCAUCAGGGCAAAUGAUUUAACCGAAGUAGAUGGUGCUCUUAGCCUUCUAAUAUUGGAUUCUCAAACUAAACAAAAUGAUGCAGCUGAGGGAACUGCGGAUGUGAAAAUCAAGAAGAGACGUCCAAAGUCUCUGCCUUUGACAGUUGUGCAGAAGAAGAAACAAAAGGCAGGCCAAUUGGGGCUGCAACUUGGGCCGCUCGAGGAACAGUCAGGAAAUGACAGUGACGAGGUUGCUUCUGAAGUUUUCGAGGGUUCAAAGUGUUCUGGAUCCUCCAUUCAUUUUAAAGACAUUAAAAGCUUCGAAGAGUUCCACAUUGUGGUGAAUGGGGUAUGCAUCGACUCGGAAAUUCCCGAACAUGUACGGCAGAAGUACUACGAGUUGUGCCGGAGCAAGAAUGCUUUUCUUCAUGAAGGACUUCUCCCGGGCCUGCACUGUAAGUUAGCCGCCGGUAUGAUUUUCGAAGCUGUCAACACUGCCGAUGCUAUAAGAUCUUGCAAACUCACGACUCCUCGGGAGGAUUUUGAAGUAUGGGAAAAGUCGCUUAGGUCUUUCGAACUUUUGGGGCUGAACGUAGGAUUUUUAGGGGCACGUCUAUGUCGUGUGCUAAAGUUGGCAUUCGAUUCUGAAGGUGCUGUAGAUGCAAAAAAGUACUGGGAGGCUAAAACUAAACGAGCUCGAACUGAAGAAGGGAUUAGAGAUCUUGAAGUGAAGCUCGUGGAAUUGAAAGAAGCAUCUGCGAAAUUUGAUGCUGAAAUCGAGAGUUUGAAAUCAAAGGCGGAGAGCUAUGAACUCAUGUUCCAAGAAGAGGUAAACGCUCCGUGGUAGUUUUCUUCACGGCAAUAUAGCUAGUUAAUUUCUGUUAUUAGUAUUUUAUAAUAGAAAUCAUGCCCAGGAAAAACGAUUGACAGUGUAUCCCAUGGCACUUUUCUUGAUUUUGGAAGAAUUUUCGUGACUUAUAUAAUGUGAAGAUGACUGAUUUUUGU